This is a messenger RNA of Capsicum annuum, 3407 nucleotides long. RefSeq lists its product as uncharacterized. The transcript is spliced from 4 exons. The record is from RefSeq and is a predicted model, not a curated record. NCBI's taxonomy places the organism in Eukaryota, Viridiplantae, Streptophyta, Magnoliopsida, Solanales, Solanaceae. The coding region runs from base 2139 to 3317 and encodes 392 amino acids.
AGCUGUGGGUCUAUCGGAAACAGUCUCUCUCCUUUACCAGAGGUAGUGGUAUGAUCUGCGUACACUCUAUCCUCCCCAGAUCCCAUUAUGUUGGAAUAUAUCGGAUAUGUUGUUGUUGAUCUUGUUCUUUUACUAUUCAUUUUCUAGAUUGUUUUAUCUUGAGUCGGGGGUCUGUCGAAAACAACCUCUCUAUCUUACCGUUGAGGUAGUGGUAUGAAAAGCGUACACUUAUCCUCCUCAGGUACCGCUUGGUGGAAAUAUACUGGGUUUGUUUUUAUUGUUGUUGCAGUAGUAGUAUAAUGUUGGUUGUUUAAGAUGAAUUUAAAUGAAAAAGAAUGGCGAAUAAUGAUUUAUACAGUCGAUUUCAACUUGUUUGAUACAAAGGCGUAGUUGUUUGUUGCCUCACACUUUCAGCGCGACGCGUUGCAAUGUAGCAACUUGUUAUUUUUGUAUCAUAAAUUUUAUACUAAUUGCAUCGGGCUGUCCUUUUUUUUUUCUUUCUGCUCUAUCUUCUUCAAAGUCUAAGCCGGGGUCUAUCGGAAACAACCUUUUUACUUUUUCAAAGGUGGUGGUAUGGACUGUGUUCAUCUUACCUUCUCUAGAUCUCACUUCGUGGGAAUACACUGAGUUUGUUGUUGUUAUUGUAUCUUCUUCAAAGCUUAAAUGAUUCACCGUCGUGUAGUGUUUUCAUUAUGUGUAGGGUUCGAGGAUAUAAUGGUCACAUAUAAUCGUGUAGGGUUUUCGUUAUGGGUAGGGUUUGAGGAUAUCAUGGUCACAUAUAAUUAGAGGCGAAUUUAAGAUUUAUAAAUAAAUAUGUUAAGAGUUUUGAGUUUUGUAGGAUGAUGACGAUCAGGUGCUACUUUUUGCUGCCACGUGUUUGCUGCGUUGUUCAUGCAAACUUUAAGCAUGACAUUCAAAUUCUCAAAUCAAUCUUUUAAAAUAAUUUUAAAUUUCAUAGCAUGAUUUGAAAUUAUGAAAUAAAAUUAUAUGUCGAAAUAUUAAUUUAAUCUCAUGAUUUUAAAUUGUGAAAUGAAAUUAUAUUUCCAAAGGCUUAAUACUUUUUCAAUUUCAUUUUAGUUGAUCAUUAUUAUCAUAUUAUCGCUACUAAUUGUUAUUUAGAUUAUUAUUUCUUAAAAAUAAUUUGAAGAAUAAAUAAUUAAUUCUUAGAAAUCAUUUGAUUUGAGGUAUAAGGUAUAAUAGUCUUGCAAUAAAAUGCAGGAUUAUUUUAUUCCGUCAUUUAUACUUGAGCAAUGAGAUAACUUAUUUCAUACAUAUGAUGUGAUGAUUAAUCUCAAAAAAUUAAUUAUUUUGAGAUAACUUAUUUUUAAUUAAACAACUUUGAAAAUAUUUUUUUGUUUUUUUUUAUAUGUCAAAAGUGGCGAGUAAAAAUAAAAUUUUUCAUUUUAGAAUUGCGUGACAAAUAAAAAUGAACGAAGCGAAGAAAUAAGAUGAAUAAUAUGGAACAAUCGGUAGUGGACAUGUUUGUCUUUUCUUCAUAUGUCAAAAGUGUCCAGUAAAAAUGAAUUUUCAUUGUAGAAAGAGUAAAUGCUCUGUUUCUACUCUGAAUUAUGCACGAAAUUGUUGAGACAUAUCUGAAUUUUAGGAGUGUCUUAUUACCCCUAAACUAAUUAAAAUCGUAUUUUUGACAAUCUUAGUACCUACGUGGAACAUACGUGGCACAUCAGUGAAUCAACAUACUGAAGAUUCACAUAGGCAUAUGUAUGUGCCACGUAAGAACUAAAAUUAUCAAAAAUACGAUUUUAAUUAUUUCAGGAAUAAUAGGACCCUCCUAAAGUUCGAAUGUGUCUCAACAAUUUCAUAAAAAUAAGAUGAAUAAUGAAUUAAUGGAUAAUGAACACGUAAAAAUAAACAGAGUGGUAGCAGCUUGGUGCAGCUCAUUUUGGGGAAAGAGCGCGGUUGAAAAGUAGUUAGCCAAAUCUCUCAAUUAAAUUUAAAUUAAUCCAAUUUAAAUUAAGUAUAAAUACUUAAUUAACUCCACUUCGCCCCCCCCCCCCCCCCCCCCAGCCUUCUCUCUCUCUCUCUCUUCAACCGUUUCUCCUUUAUAUUCUCAAUUACUAAUAAUUUUUUCCGUUACACUCAUUUCCACCGUCACCGUCACCGCAUUAUUAUAGCCGGAGAUGUUAAACACAUUGUUGCCGACGACUACGGCGACAGCGACUACGACGGCUAGUGGUGGUGGUGUUGGAGGUGCUACGGGGAAUUCGGUUUUGUUUGUUCGUCGUAUAGCGACGGUAGCGUUAUUUGCAUCGUUAUGUUGUUUUGUGAUAUACAGAGGAGGAGAAAACCUCGGGUUAAUGAUACCUGGUUCGUUCACCAGCUCGCGUGGCUCCUUUUUUCUACCCGUAAAUGAUGUCAAUGCCAAUAUCUCUGCUGUAGCAGCUUCAUCGGAUAGUGAGGAGUACAAGCUUGAGAAUGUGUUGAAGAAUGCUGCUAUGGAUGAUAAAACAGUGAUCUUAACAACAUUGAAUGAAGCAUGGGCUGCUCCUAAUUCAGUUGUUGAUCUGUUUCUUGAAAGUUUUAGGAUUGGAGAUCACACCCGUCGGCUUUUGAAUCAUUUAGUGAUUGUUGCUCUUGACGAGAAGGCGUUCUCCAGAUGUUUAGCUGUACAUACUCAUUGCUAUGCACUAGUAACUGAAGGUGUUGAUUUUUCAAAGGAAGCUUACUUCAUGUUCCCUGACUACUUGAAGAUGAUGUGGAGAAGGAUUGACUUUUUGAGGGUGGUGCUUGAAAUGGGAUACAACUUUGUCUUCACGGACGCCGAUGUUAUGUGGUUCAGAGAUCCAUUUCCUCACUUUCACGAGGAUGCAGACUUUCAGAUAGCAUGUGAUCAUUUCUCAGGCGACCCAGAUGAUGUGGAGAAUAGACCUAAUGGUGGUUUCAGUCAUGUAAGGUCGAAUAAUAGAUCAAUUGAAUUUUACAAGUACUGGUAUUCGUCACGAGAGAAGUAUCCAGGUUUGCAUGAUCAAGAUGUUCUUAACAAUAUCAAGAGUGAUUCUUUCAUUUGGGAUAUUGAUCUCAACAUGAAAUUCUUGGACACAACAUACUUCGGUGGAUUUUGUGAACCUAGCAAAAAUCUGAGUGAAGUAUGCACAAUGCAUGCUAAUUGCUGUUUUGGGCUGGAAACCAAACUUCACGAUCUUAGAAUCCUUCUUCAAGACUGGAAAAACUUCUUGUCGUUGCCACCAGCAGAGAAGAUAUCAUCGAAGUUAUCAUGGAGAGUUCCUCAAAACUGCAGUCUUGAUUCUCUUCGGCGCUAUGCUCCGCCACCAGUGAACAUAACAGUUGAACAGACAUAGAAGAUUGGUUGAAAUUUUGUAACUUUAGUUGCUUUUGCUCUUUUAGAAAUAUGAAGUAAUUGAAAAGGUAAAGAAAAAUUUCCUUUUCCA